GACGCGACGCUUAACAAAACGCACACAAAAAAAUGACAAAUUUAAAUAAAAUAAAGGUAGUAGUGUUGGGAAGUCCGCGAGUCGGGAAAUCAGCGGUUACUGUGCGGUAUCUAACGAAACGCUACAUCGGCGAAUACAGCUCAACAAGUGAUUUCUUGUAUCGACACAAUGUCACCUUUGACAAUGUUACAACCGAAGUUGAAAUAUUAGAUACGUCAAAAUGUGCGAAGACUGGCUGCUUGUACGAGCAUUUAAGAUGGGGCGACGCUUUUGUGGUUGUCUACUCGAUAUGCGAUCGCAAUAGUUUCGCCGAUGCCUCGGAAUAUUUGUUGCAAUUAUCGAAGCUGAAACUACCUUCGUACUACACAACUUUGCUGCUCGGAAACAAAAGAGAUUUAGAUCAUUCGAGACAAAUAACAGUAAACGAUGGACACGAACUCUCAUUUCACUAUUCAUGCCAAUUUUACGAAGUAUCAGCUGCCGAAAAUUAUGCCGGCGUCUCGUUAGCGUUUCAAUCGUUGCUGCGUGAGGCACGAUCUGCCCAGCUACUACGGGCGUUACCAAUUCGACGUAAAUUGGGUGUCAAUAGUGUAUCAAAGGCACUUGGCAAUAUAUUCGGGAAAAACAACAACAACAAAGGUGAUCGAAAAAAACGACCAUCAUUAAGUAUAUAAUAGUAUACGGAUAAUAAUAAUGAUGACGAUAAAAUUACAUGCGAAAAAAUGGCCCGUCAUUUGAUGUGACAGCAUUUUUAAAGCACCUUGCUACCGUGAAGAAGCAUGUUUGUGAUAUUUAGAUUUUAAAUUAUUUUUACUCUUCUUCUUCUUCUUUUUUAUGUAAAUACAGUAAGU
This is a messenger RNA of Culicoides brevitarsis, 851 nucleotides long. Its product is annotated as ras-related and estrogen-regulated growth inhibitor-like. The transcript has 6 exons. The record is from RefSeq and is a predicted model, not a curated record. Bases 33 to 674 code for a protein of 213 amino acids. Gene Ontology annotation, molecular function: GTP binding; GTPase activity. NCBI's taxonomy places the organism in Eukaryota, Metazoa, Arthropoda, Insecta, Diptera, Ceratopogonidae.